Molecule: messenger RNA, 1642 nt
Organism: Aegilops tauschii subsp. strangulata
Lineage: Eukaryota; Viridiplantae; Streptophyta; Magnoliopsida; Poales; Poaceae
Product: patatin-like protein 3
Biological process (GO): lipid metabolic process
Source: RefSeq, a predicted model, not a curated record
CCUUCCCGCCACUAUAAAAUGCCGGCAACUGCUCGGUGCUCUGCUCUCCACGCCCGCCCCCCGUGCGCACACAGCAGAACGCAGAACGCCUCCUCUCAGCUUGGUGCGCGCGCUCCGGCCGGCGUAGACCAGAGAAUGGAAGCGGCUCCAGUGGGGCCGGCCGCCGCCAUGGACGUGGACAAGCUCACCUACGAGAUCUUCUCCAUCCUCGAGAGCAAGUUCCUGUUCGGCUACGACGACCCCAAGCUUCUCUUCGGCGGAGGCUCGCCGCAUACGCCGGCAGCGUCUGGGAAGGCGACGCCCCCGCGGGCGCAGGCCGGUAAGGUGUGCAUACUGUCGAUCGACGGCGGUGGGCGCGCCGCCGACGGGCUGCUGGCCGGCGCGGCGCUGGUGAGGCUGGAGGCGUCCCUGCGGCGGCGCACUGGGGACCCCAAGGCCCGUCUGGCGGACUUCUUCGACGUGGCCGCGGGCUCCGGCGCCGGCGGCGUGCUGGCGGCCAUGCUGGUGGCGCGCGGCAAGGACGACGCGCGGCCGCUCUACUCCGCCGAGGACGCGCUCGCGUUCCUCGUGCGCAGCCUCCGCCGCGGCUGGUCGUCGUCGUCCGGGAGCCUCCGCGCGCUGCUCCGUCGCCCGGCCGGCGGAGCCGCGUUCUGCAAGGUGUUCGGCGACCUGACGCUCCGUGACACGGCGCGGCCGGUGCUCGUCCCGUGCUACGACCUCGCCACGGGGGCGCCGUUCCUCUUCUCCCGCGCCGACGCCGUCGAGAAGCCGGCCUACGACUUCCGCCUGCGCGACGUGUGCGCGGCGACCUGCGCCGGGUCGGACCGCUCGUCCUCGGCGGUGGAGGUGUGGUCGUGCGACGGGUCGACCCGCAUCGUGGCCGUGGGCGGCGGCGUGGCGCUCGGCAACCCCACGGCGGCGGCCAUCACGCACGUGCUCAACAACAAGCGCGAGUUCCCGCUGGCCUCCGGCGUGGAGGACCUGCUGGUCAUCUCCAUCGGCAGCGGCGAGGGCGAGCAGCGCCCCGCCGUCGGCACCGGCGGCGCCUCGACGUCCGAGAUCGUCAGGAUCGCCGCCGAGGGCGUGUCCGACAUGGUGGAUCAAGCGGUGGCCAUGGCGUUCGGACAUAACAGGACAAGCAACUACACCCGCAUCCAGGCGAUGGGGUCGCCGCGGGGCGGCCGAUGCGCGGCGGCGGCGGCGAAGGGGUGCGUGGCGGCGGAGGAGAUGCUGUCGCAGAAGAACGUGGAGUCGGUGCUAUUCCGCGGGAAGAAGCUCGCGGAGCAGACCAACGCGGAGAAGCUGGAGCGGUUCGCGCACGAGCUAGUCAAGGAGCACGACCGCCGCGUCGGCGCCGCCGCCCCCGCCGUCGUCAAGCAGCAGCCGGCGUCCGCGGCCGACAGUAACGCGCCGGCGUCGUACUCGAACCUGGUCAGCCAGAUGUUCACCAGCAUCUUGUAGGGCGUGUGCCGCUGUACGUGCCGAUCGAAUGAAACGUUCCGGCCGCAUGUUCACUGGUAGUGUACUUUUUUUCCCCUCUUCUGUUUGCUGUUGCCUGCUGCCUUGCCUGGAGCUGGGUUUUGUAAAUGAGGAUGAGGAUUAACAAAGUGUACUACCAUGGUGCGUGCCGUGAUCCGUAGGA